Molecule: messenger RNA, 832 nt
Organism: Pyrus x bretschneideri (Chinese white pear)
Lineage: Eukaryota; Viridiplantae; Streptophyta; Magnoliopsida; Rosales; Rosaceae
Product: 50S ribosomal protein L12-1, chloroplastic-like
Exons: 1
Coding region: 76-642 (188 amino acids)
Biological process (GO): translation
Cellular component (GO): ribosome
Molecular function (GO): structural constituent of ribosome
Source: RefSeq, a predicted model, not a curated record
UCCGCAAUUCCUUAUCCUAUCUUCUUCGCACUCUCCAUUUCUCUCCCUCUCUCAGUCCUCAAAAGCUCCGCAACAAUGGCUGCCACUCUCUCCACACUCACUCUGGGCACUCCCUCCUACCCCGCCACGCCCACCGCCUCCUCCUUCCCCUCCCACUCCACCAAACCCACCCUCCAAUUCCCCUUCAACCCGCAAAACCCUACCCUCACCCACCGCGCCACCCACAUACGCCCCCUCGCCGCCGUCGAAGCCCCAGAAAAGAUCGAGAAGCUCGGCAGCGACAUCUCCAGCCUCACCCUCGAGGAAGCUCGCAUCCUCGUCGACUACCUCCAGGACAAGCUCGGCGUCUCCGCCGCUGCCCUCGCUCCAGCCGCCGCCGUGGCCGUGGCGCCAGGAGCGGGCGAGGGCCCCGCCGUCGUGGAGGAGAAGACGGAGUUCGACGUCGUCAUCGAGGAGGUCCCGAGCAACGCGAGAAUCGCGGUGAUCAAGGCGGUGAGGGCGUUGACGAGCCUGGCGCUGAAGGAGGCGAAGGAGCUGAUCGAGGGUUUGCCGAAGAAGUUCAGGGAAGGGAUUUCGAAGGACGAGGCGGAGGAGGCGAAGAAGCAGCUGGAAGCCGCGGGGGCGAAGAUUAACAUUGUUUAAUCAUGAAUUAGCGCUCUUAAUUAAUCGGGUUUUGGGGGGUUUUAGCAAAUGAGCUUUGUUUUCGUGUACUUCUAUUCGGAUUUUUAGGUGUUUAGAGAUAUGUCAUUGCUCUCUUGCUUCAGUUUUCUCAAUGCAGUUGGAAAUUGUAAUUGUAAUUUUAAGGUGAAAAAAAAUAUUUGAUUGCUUUGCU